AUACAGUCAAGAUGUUUCUUGAGGAAUGCAUGAACGGGAUAAAAAACGGGAAUAGAUCGGGUACUUAUUUCAAUAAGACUGCAUGCCAAAAUAUAUGUAAGAGGCUUUUGGAACGAACAGGUAAAGAUUUGGACAGAAAUCAAAUGAAAAACAAAUGGGACAUUACGUAGAAUGAGUUCGAAUAUUAUGACCAUUUAACAAUACUAUAAAUGGGAAUUUCAAUUGAUUCCGUAAGAAACAUAAUCACAGCAUCAAAGGAAUGGUGGGAUGAGAAAAUACAGGAUACUGUAGCUGUUGGAGACAAGGCUAAGGUACCUUGCGAAUUUUAUGACAGUAGCACUCUGGAUGAUGUACAGUUUGUGGAUAUUACGGAUGGAAAAGAUGCUACUGACGAAGUCCUCUUAUUUGAUGAUGUUGAUCCUUUUCUCACAUACGAUAGUUCUAGAGCACUCACCCCUCAAGACAAACCACACACUCACCAACGAAAGAAGAUUGCAUGGCAAUUGCCUACUUUCCCGGGUUUUGAAGAAGGCUUAAUAGGAUAUUUGGAAGAGUUGGAGGUCUUUUUAAAGAAGCCAGCUCGUCAGAAUUUUAUGGUUCCAAAGACUAAUGAAACAAAGAUGGAGUUUCUCAAGAGGCUUAUAGAGAAAAAGAAGUAG
This is a messenger RNA of Lactuca saligna, 659 nucleotides long. NCBI's taxonomy places the organism in Eukaryota, Viridiplantae, Streptophyta, Magnoliopsida, Asterales, Asteraceae. The record is from the annotation of a GenBank genome assembly.